This is a messenger RNA of Orycteropus afer afer, 1088 nucleotides long. RefSeq names its product TruB pseudouridine synthase family member 1 (gene TRUB1). NCBI's taxonomy places the organism in Eukaryota, Metazoa, Chordata, Mammalia, Tubulidentata, Orycteropodidae. Gene Ontology annotation, cellular component: mitochondrion. Gene Ontology annotation, biological process: mRNA pseudouridine synthesis; tRNA modification. Gene Ontology annotation, molecular function: pseudouridine synthase activity; RNA binding. The record is from RefSeq and is a predicted model, not a curated record.
AUGGCGGCUACCGAAGCAGCUAUGGCGUCGUCGUCUUUGUCUUUGGAAACAGACACAGCCCCAGUUCUUGAAACUUCAGGAACAGCCGCAGCGACGGCCGCGAUCUCGCCAGCGACGGCUGAAACCACGACAGCUGAGGCUGCAGCCGCGACGGCUUCGGCUGAGGCCGCGGCUGGAUCGGAAGCCGGUGACUUCAAGUCCGCUAUGGCUAAUAAGUUGCUGUCCUUGAACGGCGUGUUUGCUGUGCACAAGCCCAAAGGGCCUACUUCAGCCGAGCUACUGAAUCGGCUGAAGGAGAAGCUGCUGGCAGAAGCUGGAAUGCCUCCUCCAAAAUGCAACAAGCGGAAAAAGCAAACUUUCAAAAUUGGGCAUGGAGGAACUCUAGACAGUGCAGCCACAGGAGUGUUGGUGGUUGGAGUUGGCAGGGGAACAAAAAUGUUGACCAGCAUGCUAUCAGGGACCAAGAGAUAUAUUGCCAUUGGAGAAUUGGGGAAAGCUACUGAUACACUAGAUUCUACAGGGAAAGUAACAGAAGAAAAACCUUACGAUAAAAUAAAACAAGAAGAUAUUGAAGGCAUUCUGCAGAAGUUUACUGGGAAUAUAAUGCAAGUACCCCCUCUCUAUUCUGCAUUAAAGAAAGAUGGACAGAGACUUUCAACUUUGAUGAAGAGAGGUGAAGUGGUGGAAGCAAAGCCUGCCAGGCCAGUUACUGUGUACAGUAUCUCCCUUCAAGAAUUCCAGCCGCCAUAUUUCACAUUAGAUGUUGAAUGUGGAGGAGGGUUUUAUAUCAGAAGCUUGGUCAGUGACAUUGGCAAAGAACUCUCUUCCUGUGCCAGUGUGCUAGAGCUGACCCGAACCAAACAGGGACCAUUUACACUAGAAGAACAUGCUCUUCCUGAAGAGAAGUGGACCAUUGAUGACAUUGCUCAGGCUCUCAAGCUCUGCUCAUCUCUUCUCCCAUCAGAGACGGGACUUAAAAAACCCAAACCUGAGGAGUCUAAAGAACAGGCUUUGAGCUGUGAAUUUAUAUCAUUAAAUGAGGUUAAGGGGGAGGAUGAUGUAAUUCAGUCAUAUUAAGAUUGUUCUGG